AUGGCUGAUCCAAAACCUGAGGAAAUAAGUCAUCCUCCAAUGGACCAACUUCAAGGCUUAGAGUAUUGUAUUGAUUCUAAUCCUUCUUGGGGGGAAGCAAUAGCACUGGGAUUUCAGCACUAUAUUUUGGCACUGGGGACCGCCGUGAUGAUUCCUUCGUUUCUUGUUCCUUUGAUGGGUGGAACUGAUGGUGAUAAAGUGAGAGUAGUGCAGACUCUGCUGUUUGUUGAAGGUAUAAAUACACUGUUACAAACACUUUUUGGAACAAGAUUGCCAACAGUCAUUGGAGGUUCAUGGGCAUUCAUGGUGCCUAUAGUUUCAAUAAUUCACGAUUCAUCCUUGGAAAGAAUCCCCGACCCUCACGCCAGAUUCCUUAGUACAAUGCGGGCAAUCCAGGGUGCACUCAUAGUAGCAUCAAGCGUGCAGAUUAUUUUGGGUUAUAGUCAGCUGUGGGCUAUCUGUUCCAGGUUUUUCAGCCCACUUGGAACGGCUCCAGUAAUUGCACUUGUGGGUCUCGGUCUACUUGAUAGAGGAUUCCCUGUGGUUGGACGAUGUGUGGAGAUUGGCAUUCCGAUGCUCAUCUUAUUUGUUGCCUUCUCUCAGUACCUGAAACACUUCCAAAUGAAACAAGUACCAGUAUUGGAGAGAUUUGCUUUUCUCAUCUCAGUUACAGUAAUCUGGGCUUACGCUCACCUCCUUACAGCCAGUGGCACAUAUAAGCAUCGUCCAGAAUUAACUCAAAAGAAUUGUCGGACUGAUAGAUCAAACCUCAUCUCGACUGCACCAUGGAUCAAAAUUCCUUACCCUCUUGAGUGGGGUGCACCUACCUUUGACGCUGGUCAUGCAUUUGGAAUGAUGGCUGCCGUGCUAGUCUCCAUGAUUGAGUCAACUGGAGCAUAUAAGGCAGCAUCUCGAUUAGCAAGUGCUACACCUCCUCCUGCUCACGUGCUUAGCCGUGGAAUUGGCUGGCAGGGCAUUGGGAUUCUAUUGGAUGGACUAUUCGGGACAGUCACUGGAUCUACCGUUUCUGUGGAAAAUAUUGGUCUUCUUGGAAGCACUCGUGUUGGCAGCCGCAGGGUAAUCCAAAUUUCUGCUGGAUUCAUGAUCUUCUUCUCAAUAUUAGGAAAAUUUGGAGCAUUGUUUGCAUCAAUACCUUUCACAAUCUUUGCAGCUGUGUAUUGUGUUAUGUUUGGUCUUGUUGCUUCUGUAGGGUUGUCGUUCUUGCAAUUCACAAACAUGAACUCGUUGAGAAACCUCUUCAUCACUGGUGUUUCCCUCUUCCUAGGCUUAUCUAUCCCUGAGUAUUUCAGGGAAUACACUACAGCUGCUCUUCAUGGCCCUGCACACACAAACGCUGGAUGGUUCAACGAUUUCCUAAACACCAUCUUCUUAUCCUCCCCGACUGUUGCCCUACUUGUUGCUGUAUUCCUGGACAACACGCUUGACAUUAAAGACAAUGCUAGAGAUCGAGGAAUGCCAUGGUGGGCCAAGUUCAGAACGUUCAAGGGAGACAGUCGGAAUGAAGAGUUUUACACUCUUCCGUUCAAUCUCAACCGGUUCUUCCCUCCAUCAUGA
This is a messenger RNA of Fraxinus pennsylvanica, 1575 nucleotides long. Lineage: Eukaryota; Viridiplantae; Streptophyta; Magnoliopsida; Lamiales; Oleaceae. The record is from the annotation of a GenBank genome assembly.